GUGCUCCUUCACCACAGCGUAGUGGAAGAAGGUCACUUUCCCGUUGAUGACCCCGAGUAUGGACGGGGUGCGGUGAGCUCCGAGGCCUCCAGCUCCAGCACAACCUCUUUCCAGACCGGCUCAAUGUGGAUGCAGCUGAAGCACCAGUCAGAGGUGAUUUUGAUCAGUGAGUGUGAAGGGGAGACCAGAGACGCCAAAAGCAUUGUGGGAGUUGCAGUCUUUUACAAUCCACCAAUCACGAGGAAGUGUGAUUUAAACAAGGAAGUAGUUGGUGAAAAAGAAAACAAGAGAAGAGUGGGGGUGUGAUCACACGGAGCUGGUAAAAUAUAUAUAUAUUUAUCCCCACUGCUUGUCAUAAUAGUUUGUGUAUUCUAUUUAUUUCCAUUUCUGACAACUGUAUAAACAUUUUUUAUUAGUUUGAAACUCAGGACUUCUGUGUAGCCCUCUGUGGUUGACGUCGUUUCAAUAACAUGUAAUUUUUUAGAUGGUUAUGGCUAGGCAGGUACAUUUCCACAGUUUUUCGCGAGUCAGCCAGUUCAAAUAUUGGGUCUGCCGUGGGAAAAAUAAGCGGAAAGUGAGUUUGCAGUAUCGAAAUCCAAUAUCACAGCUGCUGCAUGGGUCCCCCGCCGUCUGCGCUAACCUCUCCACUCCAACCUGUAAUCAUUGCAGAUCUCCUGUUCCAUGCUUCAUAAAGCCUAAGCCUACACAAUGGAGGAAAGACACAAAAGGAUUCUCCAACGCAAUAGGGUCAAUCUCGUGAGAGACCUGGACCCAUCAGAUAUGUAUGAUGGACUUCUGUCAAAAGGAAUAUUUACUCAAGACAUGAUCGACGAGAUAAAGAGCUCAGGGAUCAGACGAGACCAGGCCAGACAGUUGGUUCGAGACCUGGAGACCCGCGGGAGUCAGGCGUUCCCAGCUUUAAUAGAUUGCCUUCAUGAGACAGGGCAGCAUAGCUUAGCAGAGCUCCUACUGGAUGGAGAACCACAGAACCAGCCUCUACCUCAGCCUGUCCAUGUCCGGCCAGUCGUUAGGCCUUUGCCAGUUUACUCCCCUAUGGACACUGACAAGCCUGUUCACGUGGUAACCCCUGUUUAUCCAACUCAAUCAGUGAAGCCUAUGCCCACCACUCCUAGUCCAUCCCCUGAAAGGGAGUUUGGAAAACCCAGGGCAACAGGAAGAGUUAGACGUGACAGUAUUCAGAGUUAUAAGAUGGAUGCCAACCCCUGUGGACACUGCCUGAUCAUAAACAAUGUCGAUUUUGAGCCUAAGUCGGAGCUGAGUAACCGCACAGGGUCCAACAUAGACUGUGACAAACUGGAAAGAAGAUUCAGAUCUCUGAACUUUAUUGUUCUUGUCAAGAGAAACCUGAAACAAAAGCAAAUAAGACAGGAGCUAUUGGCUUUGUCCAAGGUGGAUCAUUCACAGUAUGACUGCUGUGUGGUGAUCAUGUUAUCACAUGGAACAGAGGUGGGUCACAAUCGCUUCCCUGGUGCAGUGCAUGGAGUGGACGGGCCCAAUGUCCCAGUUCAGCACAUUACCAACUACCUGAACGGUCAGAACUGCCCUUCCCUACAGGGCAAGCCCAAGAUCUUCUUCAUCCAGGCCUGUGGGGGAGGUGAGAGAGACACGGGCUUUGAGGUGUCUCCUGACGAGGCGAGGACUUGUAUUGGAGGAACAGGUGACCAGACAGACGCCAUGCCUAUGUCCUCCAGCAGUGACUCUCUGAGCACUCAGUCUGAUGAGCCAGACGCUAGGGCCACACUGCCCACACCCAGCGACAUACUGGUGUCCUACUCCACGUUCCCAGGUUACGUCUCCUGGAGAGAUACCCAGGCUGGCUCCUGGUAUGUAGAGACACUGGAUAACAUCUUAGAAGAGAAUGCUGCCACUGAUGACCUGGUCACCAUGUUAAUGAUAGUAAACCAUGAAGUUUCACAGAACUCAGCCAAAGGCCUCUACAAACAGAUGCCUGGUUCCUUUAACUUUCUACGCAAACUUCUCUACUUCCAAGCCCCGCCCUGCCAGAGACCAAUCCAGUCAUGACAUCACAGAGUUUCACUCUCAGGAAAUAUUUGUCUCUUCGUGUGCCCUUAUAAAACAAUUUGAGUUUUCUCUAUCAAUGUUUAUUUGGUUAUGUGAUCAAGAGGACCAAGAUUGUAAUUUUGUGUUUUAUUAUUUUCUAAUUUUCUUUAUUUUCUUGUUUUUAUGCGCACCAUUUUUGAGCUUCCAAAUUGCAAAAUCAUUGUGACAAUCAAAAAAAUGGCAGCAAAAAAAACGAUGGUUUACCUUGAGAAGCUCUGCGAAAUAUCAAUCAGGACUGUUGAUGGCCUUACUAUUAGCCAGAAAAUCAAUUGCAUAUAAUAUGUAAUUUCCAUGAGUAAAUUCGUUAUUCGGAAUUCUGAAUAUUUAGUGAAUGGCUAUUAAUGUUCAGUACUUUAGAAUAACGAUUUGAUGUCCAAAUUGAA
Coregonus clupeaformis (lake whitefish) is the source of this 2465-nucleotide messenger RNA. Its product is annotated as caspase-9. Lineage: Eukaryota; Metazoa; Chordata; Actinopteri; Salmoniformes; Salmonidae. Gene Ontology annotation, molecular function: cysteine-type endopeptidase activity. The record is from RefSeq and is a predicted model, not a curated record. The coding region runs from base 709 to 2043 and encodes 444 amino acids. The transcript is spliced from 13 exons. Gene Ontology annotation, biological process: regulation of apoptotic process; proteolysis.